UCACUGAGCAUCCGGGUAUUUGCAACAUGGAUGCCUCCAUGUGAAACAUGCCGAGCGAUUGUCAAAUCUGUACAUAAAGUAAAAUAAAGAGUGUUCCAGACGAUGCCCACCGACACACGGAGAUUGACCGGUCCGGAAGGCACGAUCAGUCCUUACUCUCUUGCCAAGAAUGAUCCACACGUACCGGUAACGGAUGGAACUGAGCGAGCUGAUGGAAGGAAACCUGACAAAGUGAGGCCUCUGUUUUUACGAGCAGGACUGAUCACCCAGGCUCGAGGAUCAGCUUACAUUGAACAGAAUGAAACAAAAGUGAUUUGUUCUGUCUAUGGUCCACGAGAAGUGGUACGCAAAGAAGACUUCAGCAUGAAAGGUCAGCUGACUUGUGAAUUCAAGUUUGCUACAUUCUCAUGUCAUCUGAGACGAAAACAUCAGCAGGAUAGUGAAGAAAAGGACUUCUCGGUGCAGCUACUUGAAGCACUGGAGCCGGCUGUCUGCUUGCACAAGUUCCCCAAGUCCCAGGUGAAUGUGUAUGUGAUGGUGCUACAGAAUGCUGGCAGUGCUCUGGCAGCAUCCAUCACAUGUGCUGCUCUGGCUCUCGCUGAUGCUGGCAUAGAGAUGUACGACCUUGUCACUGGGUGUUCUGCUCGUGUGCGAGGAGACACCAUCCUGCUGGAUCCCACAGAGUCGGAGGAGUACAAGCCAGAGCUGACUGCUGAGAAGAACAAUGGCUCUGUUACUGUAGGCCUUAUGCCAUCACUGAACCAAGUGUCGGCCAUCACUUCCAAGGGGGAGAUCGACUUCCAGCUGGCUACCAAGGCUAUCAAAGACUGUGUGGAGACAUGUCAGCGACUGUACCCAGUGUUACAGCAGGCCCUGGAGACUGCACUCAAACAGAGGCUGAAGGAUGCAGACACAGGAUGAUGCUCUUAAACCAGUCAAUAUUACCUUGUACAUUAUGUAUAAAUAGCAGUGAUAACAGCA
This is a messenger RNA of Haliotis rubra (blacklip abalone), 981 nucleotides long. RefSeq names its product exosome complex component MTR3-like. The transcript is spliced from 8 exons. The coding region runs from base 103 to 921 and encodes 272 amino acids. Gene Ontology annotation, cellular component: cytoplasmic exosome (RNase complex); nuclear exosome (RNase complex); nucleolus. Gene Ontology annotation, biological process: poly(A)-dependent snoRNA 3'-end processing; rRNA catabolic process; U4 snRNA 3'-end processing. The record is from RefSeq and is a predicted model, not a curated record. Lineage: Eukaryota; Metazoa; Mollusca; Gastropoda; Lepetellida; Haliotidae.